AUGGGGUGGGUUAUUACACCGACACUUUUGCCCACCAGAGCUAACUCUCCUGCUGUUAGGUCUUCAGGUCGUCACAGUCAUACACACAUUGACAUUACCCACAUCUCUCGCUCUCCUUCCCCCGGCUCGCAAGACGACGAGCUCCACGAAACCGGUGUCCAGGUCUCAGCGGGCGUCUCCCCCCAAUAUUCAGUCAUUCAGCCGACACAAAGUCAGAGUGGCUCCUCACACCACGGUGAUUUUGUCCAAGUGCUAUAUCCGAACGAAAUUCCGGAGCCCGAUGGCUCGGAUUCUGCCUCGAGAAUAGAUCACCACGAAAGAGUACCACAAUACGAGUCUCGAUCUAAUUCAGCAAGACGACAGGCGGUACACCGUCAGCAGGCUAUUCGUGAGCCUGCUCGCAGUCGCACCCGAGCAUUGCAAGACACAUCCCCGACAGAGAGCGGGGACUCGACCGAGGAGUUCCUUGCCAGGCCAGACCUGGGCUCUCACAUGCCUCGUCCUCAAUCAUACUAUGGGCCCAACGGGUAUACUCAAAGCAGUUCGUCAGCUUCAUACCCAUAUCCUCCUGUGCCACAUCCCGCAAAUCAAGUGAUUGCACUUCAACCACAACCAAUGGCUAUGCCAUACCCCCCUACCUACCCCCAGAGCCAGCCCGUGCCAUAUCCUCCUCAUACGGCGUACCCAGGAGGCUUUAGUCACCAUGCUCCUUCUCAAGUCAGCGGUCCGUACACGUCAUCCCCUUAUGGCCCUGCGACGAUCGUCAACUAUGGUGCUCCACCGCCGCCUGCCAGCUACUAUUCUCCUCAAUAUCCUCCUCCCUUUGGUGGCCAGCAGUACCCGCCACACUACAUGCAGUACCCUCAACAAAUGCCCUACCCAUACUAUGCUCCGCCAAUGGCACCUUCCCCACAGCCAGUUUCCGCAAGUGCAUCUGCUGAAAAGCUCGAAACGAAGAAUGACGAUGACCUUGUCAGACGUCUCAAGGAUUUGAUGAAAGAAGAUCAGCUUGCCAAAGAUGCGGAAGCAGCCUCAAUUGCGGAGCAAGAAAGUCGUCUUCAGGCACUGAGGCAGGUCGAAGAGAAAGUUCGACAAGCUGAGGAGAAGGCCCGACAGGCCGAGGAAAAAGCGCGACAAGAUGAGAGGGCACGACAGGAUGCCCUGGUCCAGGCGGAGGAAAAAGUUCGCCAAGCCGAAGAGAAGGCUCGACUAGAUGCAAUACGUCAGGCCGAAGAGAAAGCACGGCAAGAUGCCCUACGUGCGGAAGAAGAGAAACGAAUUCGAGAACAGGCUUUGCUUCAGGCAGCUGAAAAGGCCCGGGCAGAAGCCACAGCCGCAGCUGCACGUAUGGAAGAAGAGCGGCGGAUUCGAGAGGAAGCUGUGCGGGCAGCAGAGGCGAAGGCGCGCGCCGAAGCCGCGGCCGAGGCCGAACGCAGGGCCGCAGAGAAACGAAUCCGAGAAGAAGCGAGACAGGAAGCAAUUCGGGCUUACGAGGAGCAGGUCCGAGCGGCUGCGGAACAGGCUGCGAGAGAGCAGCAGAUUCGCAAAGAGGCUGCUGAGGCGGCUCUGAAGGCGGCUGCGGAAGAGGCAGCUGCGAGAGCAGAAAAGGCCGCAGCCGAGAAGAAGAUUGCCGAUGACGCUGCAGCGGCUGCGAAGAGCGCCAUCGAAAAGGAGGCCGCAGAGGCUGCGGCGGCUGCUAGAGAGGAGGCAAAAAGGGUAAAGGAAGAAGCCGAAGCGAAGCUCAAGGAGGCUGAAGAAGCAGCCGCCAAAGCAAAGGCAGAGGCUGAAGAGGCGGAAAAGAAAGCCGCCGCUGCGAGAGGGCCGGAGAAAAAGGCUCCUGUUAGAUUCAAAGAUGCGAUCGGGCGCAAUUACAAUUUCCCCUGGGAUCGAUGCUGCAAGUGGAGGGAUAUGGAAAAUCUGAUCGUCCAAGCAUUUGCACACAUCGAAAACCUGGCAGAACAUGUGUCUGCCGGCCGUUACGACCUGAUCGGGCCUGACAAGGAGAUCAUCAUGCCCAACUAUUGGGAAUCCACCAUUGAGCCAGACAUGCACAUCACAAUGAUGCUGUGGCCCAUUCCGGAGCCCAAGGAGAUCAUAGAGGAACCGCUACCACCGCCGCCUCCAGAGAUCUUAGAAGACACGAUUAUAAAUUUGGAUGAAAUCAUCAACCCAAAGAAGGAGAGAAAAGGCCCCAAGAAGAAGAAACCGACCGGAGGCAUCGCGGCCUGGAUGCUGGGAGGGGCAGGGGGUCGGCCGUCGCGGCCUUUAAAAGGUGAUAAAAAGCCUGAUGUGGCCGCUAAAUCUCAGCACGGUGCCACUGACGACAGUGCAUGCAUCGUUAUGUGA
Fonsecaea nubica is the source of this 2346-nucleotide messenger RNA. RefSeq lists its product as hypothetical. The transcript is spliced from 3 exons. The record is from RefSeq and is a predicted model, not a curated record. Bases 1 to 2346 code for a protein of 781 amino acids. Lineage: Eukaryota; Fungi; Ascomycota; Eurotiomycetes; Chaetothyriales; Herpotrichiellaceae.